Mya arenaria is the source of this 2877-nucleotide messenger RNA. RefSeq lists its product as uncharacterized. Gene Ontology annotation, molecular function: 2 iron, 2 sulfur cluster binding. The record is from RefSeq and is a predicted model, not a curated record. The coding region runs from base 86 to 697 and encodes 203 amino acids. The transcript is spliced from 4 exons. Lineage: Eukaryota; Metazoa; Mollusca; Bivalvia; Myida; Myidae.
UUGGCUGCUAGCUUGCUGUCAGUCAAACAUAGCGGGAAAAAUAAUUUUGUUUUGCCGUAGGGCAAAACUUAAAGAAUGCCUAAAAAUGGAGAACUUAGUGUAUCUUCCUGUAGAAAAGAUUCACUUAAAUGAUUUGUAUGACUGGUCCAUUCCUGUACAGAGAUGCAAAUCAACAAAAGUUGCACUUUCCCCGGUAGGGUCACCGGCCUCCUCCCCACGCAAGAGCGGAGUCAAAGUAGAUCUGGAGAAUGGAAAGGGAACUGGCUCUCUUGUAAAGACCAAUGAACAUGACAUUGCACUCUUUCGAUAUAAAACCACUGUGUUUGCAGUCAAAGAGGAAUGCCCGCAUGCAGGUGGACCUCUCCAUCUUGGAGAGAUAGAAGACCUAGGAGAUGAGCUUCUGUGUGUCCGCUGUCCCUGGCAUGGCUGGCGGAUCAGUCUGCACGAUGGACAUGUCACCCUGCCUAAGGGGCACAACUUUCAGUCCACAGUUGUCUACCCAGUCAAGAUCACGCAGGAAGGGCAAAUAUCAAUUGGCUUUCGAGGACUAGAUUCAAAAUAUUUCAAAGUUGAUGAGAUUUUGUUUGUAUUUAAGCAGUGUACUGAAAUCUUUUGGAGCCGGAGGACAAUUUGUCUGAUAUUUAUGCCGCCUACUCAGGACAAUGAUAAAUCACAAUGCAAAAGUAUUCAUAUAUAGGGACUUGAUACAGUGAAUAUUUCUCGUGUGAGAGGAUAAAGCAGUGAGGGUGGCAUGGUGUAUACAAAACCAGUUAGUAUCCAAUAUAUCCUUUGAUUUCACAUAACAUAAUAUUGCUUGUACAAUAUUGCACAAUUACAAGCUACAAUAACUUUAUAAUGCAAUUUUUGGUCAGUUAUGUUUAAAAACAUAUUACAGCAAGCAAUACACUUUUCAGAUUCAUACCAAACUCACACAUUGGUACAGCGGGCAUCAAAAUUAAUUAUUAUGCCCCCCUUCGAAGAAAAGGGGUACCGGUAUAUAUUGCUUUGCACAUGUCGGUCGGUUGGUAGGUCGGUCAGUUGGGCAUGACCAGUAGAUGACCCCGAUUGAUUAUAGGGGUCAAAGGUCAAGGUCACAGUGACCUUUAAUGGUAAAAUGAUUUUAAAGCUUGUCAAAGUGAUAACUCAAGAAUGCCUAGACCUAUGGUCAUCAAACUGCAUAUGGAGGCUGGGCCUGACCAGUAGAUGACCUCUAUUGAUUUGUGGGAUCAUCGGGUCAAAGGUCAAGGUCACAGUGACCUUGAAUGAUAAAAGGUUGUCCGAGUGAUAACUCGACAAUGCCUGAACCCAUGGCCCUCAAACUUGACAUGGAGGCUUAGCCUGACCAGUAGAUGACCCCUAUUCAUUUUAAGGUUCUUCGGGCCAAUGGUUAAGGUCAAAGUGACCUUUAAUGAUAGAAGGUUGUCUUAGUGAUAACUAGACAAUGCCUGCACCAAUGGCCCUCAAACUUGACUUAGAGGUUGGGCCGAGGACCCCUCUCGAUUUUGGGGGUCAUCAAGUCAAAAGUCAAGGUCACCGUGACCUUGAAGGCAAACUUAACAAUUCCUUGACCAAUGGUCAUCAAACUUGACAUGAAGGUUGGCCCUGACUAGUAGAUGACCCCUAUUGAUUUUGGGGGUCAUCUGGAUAAAGUUCAAGGUCAGAGUGACGUUUUAUGCGAAAAAGUAAACAAACCUCCCAGUGGUAUCUCAACAAUGCCUGAACAGUAGAUGACACCUUUUGAUAUUAGGAAUCAUAGGGUCAAAGGUCAUGGUCACAGUGACCUUAAAUGCGAAAAUGUUCUUAGAGUGAUAACUUGACAAUGCCUGCACCUUUGGCCCUCAAACAUGACUUGGGGGUUGGGCCUGACCUGUAGAUGACCCCUUUUAUUUAAGGGGUCAUCAAAGGUCAAGGUCACACUGACCUUGAACUCUGAAAGCUUUUCUGUGUGAUAAACUGACAAUGCCUGCACCCAUGACCCUCAAACUUGACAUUUAGGUUUUGGGUCACCAGUUGAUGACGCCUUUGGAUUUUGAGGUCAAAGGUCAUGGUCAUAACUCAUAUUCAUCAUUAAAAUUUUGUCAUAUUUACUUAUUUUCUGCUGCUAAGAGGAUCCAUUUUCAUCUGAAAAUAUCAGUCAUCAUCUGAACAGGAUAAAACAUUUUGAAUGGUCAUAAUCUUAUGACAAAUCAGCUAUCAUUUCAGCCCAUGCAUAUUUCAUUCAAUUGUCCAUAUAAUCCUGACAACAUGGCGCUCAGGGGGGGGGGGGGGCAUAAUGUUUAACAAACAUCCCUUGUUAUGCUUGAAAUAGCUAGCAGAGAUCUUGCUUGUUUGUGGGUUGGAUUCCUUAACAUAAUGCUUAUGAAAAUUAUUGAGUUUGAAAUACAUUUAGACCAGUCUAGGGCCUAUGUAACGAAAAGGUUCAAGUUUCAAGUUGGACACAAAUUAGAAUACAUGUAUGCAAAUCUUGACUUUUUAAUAAAGGAUUUACCAAAUUGGUUUAUUUUUAUUUUAUAUACAGGUGCAUAUUCAUUUUAACAUUUUAAAAUGGUCUUUGUUUUUCUUACAUCUGACUAUUUGUACAUUGUGUUUGUUGAAAUGGUUAGCUAUGAAACAGUUCUGUAAUGUGGACAUGUUGCAAUAUAUACUGUUUUACUUUUAUGGUACUAUUAACGAUUUUUAUCAGCUAUCUAUAGACGUUUAGUUUUAUGUUUUUAGUACGAAUAUAUAGGGCUUGUUUUAAACCAUAGUCAGUAUUGCUUUACUAAGUUUUGUUUAAAAUUAAUAUUCAGUGUAUUCACAUACAAAUUGUCAGUAAUUUGUUUAUUUACUGCAUAACUGUAACUGUAUUGUUAAGAAAAAUAAAAUUUCCCUAUUCGA